This is a messenger RNA of Parus major (Great Tit), 2850 nucleotides long. RefSeq names its product DPY30 domain containing 1 (gene DYDC1). The transcript is spliced from 6 exons. The coding region runs from base 274 to 735 and encodes 153 amino acids. Lineage: Eukaryota; Metazoa; Chordata; Aves; Passeriformes; Paridae. Gene Ontology annotation, cellular component: Set1C/COMPASS complex. The record is from RefSeq and is a predicted model, not a curated record.
CCACGCUAGUUUGUCCUCCCAAGAAACCCCAGAAAGGCCGCGGCCUAAUCGUGCAAAACCCUCCGAAAAGGACCAAGGCGAAACCAUUACAACUAGACCCGCACACCUCCGGUAACGUGGGCUUAUGUAAACACUUCCCCUAGGAAAAGCUACUGCAACGCAACAGAAGCGCCACCAAACGACGCGGCUGGAGCGCUACCGCCAGCUCCCCAGGGCACCCACCUGCACGUUCGGCCUGUUCCUCUUCGUGGCGCCUUCGAAGGCCAGAUUUGGAUGGAGUCUCAGUAUCUGAAGCAAUGCCUGGGAAGUUGUUUGAAGAAGGGGCUGGCAGAGGUUGUAGAGCAUCGGCCGGCAGAUCCCAUCGAGUAUCUUGCACACUGGAUUUACAAUUACAGAAGAAACUUAGAUGAAGAAAAAAAGAGAGUGCUGGAGAGAGCUGAGCUGGAACAAGAACGGGAGGCAGCUCUAGCAGAACUUGAAAGGUUGAGAAUCCAGGAGGAAGAGCAGCGGAAACUUGAAGAACAACGUCAGGCUCAGUUGGAGAAAGAACGUGCAGAGCUGGAAGCACAGAUUGAAGCUGAAAAGCAGUUGGAGCAGGAGGAUCAAGAGGAAGAUGAAAUCACAGUAUCUGAAAUUACAGAUAGACCUGGAACACCUACUUCUGAGGAGCCAGAUGCAAGUGAACUGAGUCAAACAGAUCUCCCAACAGUAACAGAAGAAGAAGAAGAAAGUUAGAACUGACCUGAAAGCAGUAAAUAUAUUUUCUGCUCAUUACUUGCUGAUCCUCAAGUGUAGUAUCUUGAUUUAUGUAUUUUAUAAAUAGAACUGAUUUACAUGCCUGUUUUUCCAGUGUCUGUUUCUAAGGUGUUUGUAUAAAGUCUCUUAAUUCUGACACUAACUCUUUUUGUUUUUAAACCAUUGUAGCUAACAUGGCUGACUUGCAGGAAGAAAACUGCAGCAAAUAUAUUUUCUACUUAUUGCAUAUCGAACUGUAAUAAAUACAAAUAUAACUAAUAUGUCAAUAUGAUUUGAGGAAUAGAUGCUACAAUAUGGUAACUUGAAUCAAAAGAAUAAAAUCUUACUGAAAAUGAUUUUCCAAAAAUUUGCAUGGUUUCUGAUAGAAAAAGGGGAUGCUCUACAGAUUAAAAGAUGGAGAGAGUAUUCUGGACAUCAAACUUGGUGCAAAAAUCCAAUCAGAUUUCCCAAAUGUAUUUGAAAGAGGUAGAUUUCACUCUGACUCAGUAUAUACUAGAAGAUCUUGUCUCCUAGAAGUGAGGUGGUCUUUGUAACAUGAGAUGUUUGCUCUAGGCUUUAUUAUUAGAUAAAUAUAUUUAAUAUUAUAGUUAUUAUUAGAGUAUUUUGGGUAUUGUGUGGUACAUACAAGGUAAGCUGUGUCUGCAUAUUAGUUUUGAUUAGUAACAUUUUUAAUCUUUUCUGCAUUUUCCUUGAAUUUGUAAACCAAGAAAUCAAAUCUAUUUUCUCUACUAAGUACCAUUAUAAUUUCUCAAAACUUAUUUUCUAAAAAUUUAGAAUAUUUAGCUUGAUCCAUGGUUAUCUAUAAAAAUAAGUUCUAUAAUCCUUAAAAAUGCAUUUUUACAAGAACAGAUGUUUGUAAUCACUGAUAUCUUGGUAUAGGUUAUUAAAAAUGUUCUGUGUCUCUUCAUGACAAAUGGAAAAAGCAUCAACAUUAAGAAAUCCUGUGCUUCUUCAAUAACAUGUGCCUUUACAUUUCUGUCUUCUGCUACAGGUUAGAUGGUCAUGGCCAAUAUUGAAAAAACCUUUCAUUACAAAAUCAGUACAUGGUUAAUGUAUUCACUGCAUUCUUCAGUCUUGGGAUGAAAGAGAUUUCUCUGAUAAUUUCACUUCAAUUUUUUAAUAGUAUAGCUUAGUCUAAGGGAUUUGCUGUGUAAUAUAUUAUUUUUUCCUUAAAGAUAAAGUACCUUUAUUAAAAGAAUCCUGUGCUCAUUUUAUUGGAUGCUAAUAACCACAUCUAUAUGAGCAUCUUUAAAGUCAAAAGAGGAAAAUAUCACUUACCAGGUAUAAGUACUUAGAAAUGUUUGUGUAACUUUUGGAGUCAUGAAAAAAUGGAACUGCUUUUGUGUCUAAGUAUUCAGGCUUUGUUAUCUACAAUAAUUCUGAUUGGUUUGCAGUUUUUGUGAUCGUCAGAACCUUUCCUGUAGCAUGAAUACACCUUUGUGGUUGAUGUUUUAGUAGACAGAUUUUGACAGUUUACGAUUAUGUUUGUUAGUAACAGUUAAAAUGGAAUAAUUUAAGGACACACUUUGACAUCACAGUUCUAAUUACACCUGUUAACACUGUAUUCCCAGCAGCCUCUUGGGCCAAUCUCAAAGGAGGAAAUGGAUAAACAGAUGGAGUUUGUCUUUUAAAUCAAUAUGUAUAUGAUUCUUUAUAUUUAGAUUAACACUUCCAAAAACUGGUAACUCUUUGUCCAUUUACACUUAAUGUCCAGUCAUGUUAACCAUGAAAAUUUCAACUUUCAUAGAGCCUUCAAAAUGUAAGAUACUAUUUUAAAUAUACUAGAAAUUAAUUCUAAUGACGUGUUGCUUUCAUUUUCUUAUCAUUUCAUUCUGUUUGUAGCUUUGUUUGAUUUUGUUAUACAUGCGUCCACUAGAGUGCAUCCUAAAUAAACACACUGGGAACUCUGUCAAUUAUAGCCCAUGAAAACUACAACUUCUGUUUGUCAUUUUGUUUCAGCUUAUUUUUAACUAUGACUUUUUCUUUGUGAUGCUGCAGUCUAUAUUCCUCAUUUAUUUCAAGGGAGGAAGUUUUGGAUGGAAUUUUUAUCAGAAAAUUACUGAACAAAGGUCAAAAUAAAGUGGCAGAUUCCAA